Messenger RNA from Sinocyclocheilus grahami, 2485 nucleotides. RefSeq names its product S1 RNA-binding domain-containing protein 1-like. The coding region runs from base 54 to 2216 and encodes 720 amino acids. The transcript has 15 exons. Gene Ontology annotation, molecular function: structural constituent of ribosome; mRNA binding. Gene Ontology annotation, biological process: translation. The record is from RefSeq and is a predicted model, not a curated record. NCBI's taxonomy places the organism in Eukaryota, Metazoa, Chordata, Actinopteri, Cypriniformes, Cyprinidae.
AAAAUAAAAAGUCCUGAAACGGGUUAUGGUUUGAUGCCUGUCAGAGGAACACUAUGCUUCGAAGAACAAGAACAGCAAAGGUGUAUACAGAACCAGCGACAGAUGAUGAAUCUGAUGACAUGACUGGCCAACAAAAAGGUGACAGUGAGGAGUUAGAAGAAUGGUUACCUAAUUCAAAUGAAGGCAAAACUAAAGGAAGGCGUCAGAGGGGGACAGAUGAAACCGGCGAAAAGAAAAAAGUGACCAAGAGGGUGGCCAAACCUAAAGAGCCAAAACCUAAAGCAGCGAGGAAGCCCAGAGCUGCACGGGUUCCCAAAGUGAAGAAGGAGAAGACUAAUACAAAGAUUCUACCGAAGCCUGAGUUACAGCAGCAUGUGGCAGUCAAAGAAGAGAGGUUGUCCAUUAACUUGAGCAGAAAUAAUGCAGGAGAUAUGCCUGAUGAGUGUCCAUCAUCCAGUCAACAUUUCCCCAAGGUGAAAAAAGAGGAGCCAGAUGACAGCUUCACCUUUAAUGAACCUGCUCAGAAGAAGCAGAAGACCACAAACUCAGCCCAGGGAAGACCGAUAAAACUCAAAUUGGGCAAUUCCUGUGUGGAGGACUUACAGAUGAAUUGGGAUCCCAUUCAGGUUCUUGCUGAGAAGUCUGGUGUGGAGCAGUGGGUGUGUGCAAACAUUGUACAGCUCUUCCUGGAGGAGAACACUAUUCCCUUUAUGGUGCGCUAUAGAAAGGAGCUGAUCAACCAUAUGGAUGCCGAUGCUGUUCGAGAUGUGCAGCUGACUCUUGAAGAGUUACGGUCAGUGGCAAAGAAGAGCAGAUCUGUUUCUCAGACACUAAAGAAGGAGGGGGUUCUUACUUCAGAGCUGGAAAUUGCUCUAAAGAACUGCACAACGGCUAAUGAAAUAGACCAUGUGUAUGCUCCCUAUAAAAAGGGCAGUAAGUUGUCCAAGGCCCGACGAGCUAAGGAGCUAGGACUGGAACCUGUUGCACUGGCUCUACUUCAGGAACCUCAGAAACUGGACCUGCAAUCCUCGAUCCAGCCCAACACUAAAGGGUUGUCGUCCCUGGAUGAGGUGGCCACAGGUGUGCAGGAGAUCCUGGCAGAUAUGAUUGCAAAGGACAAAGAGACUCUCAUCUAUGUACAGUCACUGUGCGACAGGAGUUCGGUGACCAUUCACUCGUCAGUGUCUAAAACAGCCCUGAAAGAGCAGCAGCCACAGCAGGGCAAUCAGAAGAGCAAACCAAAGGACAUCGCCAAGUUCAGCCUGUAUAUUGACUUCACCGGUGAUGUUCAGCGCAUCCAGCACCAUCAGCACGACGUGUCACAGAGUUUGCUGAGGGCAGCGCUGGAUGGGGUGGUGCAGGAGUGUGUGAGCUUCGUGGGAGUGGACAUCAACAUCUGUUCAGAGACGCUGAUGAGGCACAUAGCAGGUCUGAACACAGGGCGAGCACGCAGUAUUAUGGAGUGGAAAGAAAAGAACGGGCCUUUUCUCAACAGAGAGCAGCUGAAACUGGUCAAAGGCCUCGGUCCUAAGAGCUUCCAGCAGUGUGCCGGCUUUAUCAGGAUCAUCCCUGAGACAGUAUGCAGCAGUGUCUGUUCUGGAGGGAACGAAGACCUCAAGGUUCCUCUGAAACAGACAGCUGAGAAGAAAAAAGUCAAAGGCUCUGGGAGCACCUCUAACCAGUUUAACCCACUGGACCAAACCUGCAUCCAUCCUGAAUCCUACAGCAUCGCCUUGAGGUUCUUGUCUGAAAUAGGGGGCAGUUUGGAUCAGAUGGGCAGCGCUGCACUCAGGCAGAGUAUUGAGAGCAGUGUUAAGAGCAGAGGUCUAGAUGUCUUGGCCAAAUCUCUGGACACCACACCUGAGACACUUCAGCUCAUUGUGGAUGGACUCACUCAGCCACCUGGCUUUGACAUUCGUCAGGAUUUUGAACAGGCAGAUUUCAAGCGGGAAAUUGUGUCCAUGAAUGACCUACACGAUGGAAUGGUGGUAACAGGUCGUGUAACAAACACUGCUUUAUUUGGAGCCUUUGUGGACAUUGGAGUCGGACGUUCUGGUCUCAUCCCAAAGCGUUUCAUCACUCCGGAUAAGCUUCCUGUUGACCAGCGGCAAAGAAGCCUUGCUCUCGGCCCAGGUGAGCGGGUAGAGGUACGGGUCAUAAAUGUGGAUCUUCAGAGGAAUCGGAUCAGUCUGGACCUCAUUAGGGUUCUUAGAUAGGAACUAUUCAUUGAAGAUUUACUGUAGUCAAGUCUAGUUUUCAACUCUGCUUUCAUGUCACGUGAAAAAAAGUUAAUAUCUUUUGUUCUUGUUGCUGUUGCUUUUUUGUUCUGUUCUGCAUUUGACCUGCUGUUACUGUAGUUUUCAUAACUUCAAUAAAAUAGAUAUCUUGCUACGUGAAACUUGACAGGAUUAUAAUUGAAAUGAAUGUCUUCAUCUUCCCAAACAUGAUGAUUCUUGUUGCAAGUGAUGCUCUUCCGAAAAAUAUU